AAUGAUGAUAGAAUUUCCCUAAUAAAAUAAAAUAUACUAAAAACUCAAUCAAAAUGCUAUUUUUAAAACUAAUACUUUUGACUUACUGCAUGACAAUACCGUAUGAAACCAUUUCAAAAAAUUUACCUCCGUCACUUAGGAAGAAAUUCUUUUAUUUGUUCAUUUUUAUCGUAACAUGGUUCAAUUUAUUUUAUUUACUGAUCCUAUAAGGCAAGAAGAAAUAAGUACAUUUUAUAAUGCUUGUCAAAUGCAACGGGAUUUCUAUAGAGGAUAUCCUACAGCGUAUCACCCGCUGACAUACUUCAAGGAACCGGAGUAUAUGUGGCAAUGCCCGCGUGACAUGGCGCAAGUGUAUUUAAGCUUCCCGCCUUACCAUGUGAAGUACAAGCAGCCUGCAAUUCUGCCGGAAACAACGAGUCGGACCUCGGAAAUGCCCACUCUGCCUGGCAGGACGCUUGCUGGGCGUUUUAAUAAAGCAACUUGUAAAGCAUUUGUUAGAUAAUCUUUAGAUUCAUAUUAAAAAGAUGUGUUGUGCUUUUA
Messenger RNA from Trichoplusia ni (cabbage looper), 540 nucleotides. RefSeq lists its product as uncharacterized. Bases 176 to 502 code for a protein of 108 amino acids. The transcript is spliced from 3 exons. NCBI's taxonomy places the organism in Eukaryota, Metazoa, Arthropoda, Insecta, Lepidoptera, Noctuidae. The record is from RefSeq and is a predicted model, not a curated record.